AUGAGUCAUCUUGAAGGUUUAAAUCAAGAGCAGCUUGGAGCUAUUGAAUGGUUUGGCAAGAAAGGUUUCACAAAGAAAGGAAUCUUUAUCAGAUGCGAAAAAGCUGAAGCUACAAAGGCUGCAUUAAGCAAAUAUGGAGGCAAAGUUCCACAUCUCCCAGGCGAAGAUCCAUCUGUUAAGACCGAAGAUGGUGUUCAGCUCGAACUUGCAGUUCAACUUUAUGUUCCAGAGCUUCCAGAGAAUGUCCAGCGCUUACUUCCACAAGAACUUCAGGACGCAUUAAUCCUCCUUUUCAUCAAUACAGAAGAUUCACCAGAAAAUGGCCCAAUGCCAGUAAGAAUCUAUCAUAAAGAUGAUAUUUCAAAACUCGAACUUGCAGAUGCUAAGGAAGAUGCUCACAUUGAAUCAGCAAUCUUCAAAUCAUAUGAAGUUAUUGAUACAUACAACGAUUCCGGAAAUGAUUUCUUAGAAUCAAUGGAAGAAGUUGAUGGAUUAGUUGUUGAAGAGCUUAUGCACGAAAUCAGGAGUAAGAGAGACACAAAUUGUUACUUUGGAGGCUUCCCAUACUUCGUUCAGGGUGAAGCUUCUCCUGGCGAGGGUUGGACUUUACUUCUCAACCUCCAGGAUGAUUCUUAUUUCUCUUACAUGUUUGGAGAUGCCGGUACAGCACAAAUUUGGGUCAAUGACUCUGAUCCAACACAAUUCGAUCUCGAAUGGCAGUGUGGUUGA
Molecule: messenger RNA, 729 nt
Organism: Trichomonas vaginalis G3
Lineage: Eukaryota; Parabasalia; Trichomonadida; Trichomonadidae
Product: protein of unknown function (DUF1963)
Exons: 1
Coding region: 1-729 (242 amino acids)
Source: RefSeq, a predicted model, not a curated record